UAAAAAUAAAUGUAGACAGAUUCUGCCUGGCUGUGAUGCACUUAACACUAAGAAAAAGAUGGCACUCAGAAGGGCAACCCCUAACACCGUUCAUAUGUAUAGGAAUUUUUCUUACCACCACCUAAAGUAGUAGAAGCCUUUGAAAAUUUGACACAGUGCAACAAAAUCCCUUCACCUUAUCUCUUUUUCUUCAUGCACAGUCAUCACCUUUGUCUUUUCCAUGGCUAAAAUCUGGAUUGAGGUGUGCUUGAUAUCUGCUCGUGGUGUGAGGGGUUCUCCCUCACUUUGGAAGCGUCAAUGGUAUGCUGUAGGGUGGGUUGAUCCUAAGAGCAAGUACUGCACCAAAGUUGACGCUUCUGGGAACGCCAACCCUGUCUGGAGGACCAAGUUUGCCCUUCAGGUUGAUAACUCUGAGCCAGAUCUUGCACUCCACGUGGAGGUUUACAGCAGAGAUCCUGUGUUCUUAACUGAGAAGCUUCAUGGCUCAGCUACCGUUGUUCUCAGAGAGUUUCUGACUAAGGAGGUCCACAACAACUCUGAGGAAGUGGGGAGCUACCAGUUGAGAAAGAACAAGUCUAAUAAACCAAGUGGCUUCGUUGAUGUUUCAAUCCGUGUUUCUGAGGACAAGGAGGAGCUUAAUUUCCACCCACAAGGUGAUGGGGGAGGAAUAAUACUAGAUUAUGGCAAUAGUACUACUCACUUGACCACAGGGGCUGGAUUUGGGCAACCCUAUCCACAGAAAAGGGCUCAUGGUUCAUUCCAUGGGCCUCAAAAGCAGGCCCAAACAAAUUUCCCCUACUCACACCCAGUGCCAUUUCCUGCAGACUAUGCUACUGACCCUUAUAUGGGUGGACCAAGCUAUGCACCUGCUGGACCAAGUUAUCAACCACCCAGAACAAUAACACCUCCACCACCACCACCACCACCACCCUCAAAUGUUAAUUACGCUCCCAAUUUUUCCCCAAGUAGUGGUGGAAUGGCACCUAGUUAUUUCAACAUGCCAUCAUCAUCAUCAUCAUCAUCUGGGGCAGGUCCUAGGCCAAGGGGUCCUCCAGGAUUUGCAAUUGGGGCAGGUGCUGGAGCAUUGGCUGCUGGGGCUGUUAUGUUUGGUGAUAACUUCAUGUCAGGAUUUGAUGUUCCUUCUGGUUUUGGAGGUGAUCCAACUCUUACCAUUGCAACUGAUCCUCUUUUCUGAACUAGAAUUAAGCACUUUUGUAAUUAUUAUUAUGUUGGGCUGCACAUAUAUAUGGUCAUUGUGCCAUAUAAAAGAGUUCUAGCUACAUGCUUUGGGAUUAACACUAACCUGUUAGAGAAAAUGCAUGAAGAGUUUUCUUCUUCUGCCCGAAUCUGAAAAACAAAUUUUUUGGCGGUAUUACUGUUGUUUUUUCUUUAGUUUCAUGGUGCACUUUGGCUAAAAGAAAAAGAAAAAUAGGUGCCUUGUGUUGGGUUUAGGGGAAAAUAUAAUUAAAAUGUAUACAAUACUGUCUUGUUAUAUA
Molecule: messenger RNA, 1496 nt
Organism: Glycine soja
Lineage: Eukaryota; Viridiplantae; Streptophyta; Magnoliopsida; Fabales; Fabaceae
Product: ataxin-2-like
Exons: 3
Coding region: 221-1195 (324 amino acids)
Biological process (GO): defense response
Source: RefSeq, a predicted model, not a curated record